Penicillium daleae is the source of this 2421-nucleotide messenger RNA. RefSeq lists its product as uncharacterized. Bases 1 to 2421 code for a protein of 806 amino acids. Lineage: Eukaryota; Fungi; Ascomycota; Eurotiomycetes; Eurotiales; Aspergillaceae. The record is from RefSeq and is a predicted model, not a curated record. Gene Ontology annotation, cellular component: kinesin complex. The transcript has 2 exons. Gene Ontology annotation, molecular function: protein binding.
AUGGCGUGUAACUCAUUUGGCAGCGCAAACUCUGGGCUCCAGAUUGGAAAUAAUACUGGCAGUAUCAACAAUCCGCACUUUUACCUGCCCCUUGUCCGACAGCAAUCUACCGACACAUGGGUCUUCUGGAUUCAUGCGAGUAACGCAGCCCGCUGCGAGGACGGCCUGCGUGACCUUGCCGAUCGAGCCAAGAUUCCUGGGCGCAAGGACCGCAACACUAAUAUCUUCCAGCUCGUCGGAAACUGGCUUCAAGAUACAACAAUUGGAAAAUGGAUUCUUGUUCUGGAUAAUGUAGACGAUGAUGAGCUGCUUAGCAAACCUUUAGCGACUGGUACCGAGACCCAAGCAGACAUCCAGGGCCAUCCUUCGACACAGCCGCCGCUACGAUACCUUCUGGAAAGCUUGAACGGCUCUAUCAUCAUCACAAGUCGGAACAAAGGAGUAGCAUUGGAUAUCGCCGGCUACACGAAGAACCUUAUAGAUGUGCAACCUAUGAACCAAGCCGAAGCGCUCCUUUUACUACAGAACAAGUUGGACAUACAUAUAAACAGGACCGAUAUGGUACAACUAGUGAAGGAACUAGAGUGUAUGCCACUCGCGAUCGUACAAGCUGCCAGUUAUCUUACCCACCGCUCGCCCCGCAUCUCAGUCUCGCUGUAUUUGGAAAAGGUUCGAAAUUGCGAUAACGAAACGACUAAGCUUCUUAGCUACGAGGCAGGUCGCCUUCAUCGUGACUGGGAGGCAAAGAAUUCCAUUGUAUUGACAUGGCAAAUAUCUUUCGACCAUAUUCGACAAACAAGACGAUCUGCGGCUGACUUACUCUCUCUCAUGAGUCUUUUCGACCCACAAGGAAUCCCGGAGAAGCUUCUGGGGAUUCAAAAGAGAGAGAGAAGUGAGAAUAAUUUGAGCUCUUCAGAGUUGUCUGUGAACAGCUCGGCUGACUCAGACUUUGAGGAUGAUAUUGCAGCUCUCAGAGACUAUUCGUUCAUCCAGAUCGGUGAAGAUAGCACCAUGUUCAGUAUGCAUCGGCUAGUGCAGCUCACGGUACGAGCAUGGCUCACGACAGAAGGGGAAAUAGAGCAAUGGAAGCACCGAUUUAUUAGCAACCUGUGCCAGGAAUUUCCGAGUGGUGGAUAUGAAAACAGGGAAAGCUGCAGACUGCUGUUUCCACACGUGAGAUCAGCGAUAUCACACCGACCAGAAACCCAGGAUUCCCAACAAGAAUGGGCUACUCUACUUUAUCGAGGCGCCCGAUAUGCACAUGAAAACGGCAAUACUCGGGAAGCUACGGAAAUGGCUUCGAAGUCAAGGAAACAGAGGAUAAGCAUAUUUGGUGUCGACAGUGAAGAAGCCCUUGAAAGCACAGUUAUGCUAGCAACAGCAUAUCGGCGUGAUGGACGGUGGGAGGAGGCCGAGCGCCUUGAGGUACAGGUGAUGGAAAUGCGAAUGACGAGAUGCGGCAUUGAACAUCCCAGCACGCUAGCGAGCAUGGGCAACUUGGCAACGACCUAUAGAAAGCAGGGUAGGUGGGAAGAGGCCGAGCAGCUUCUCCAACAGGUACUGAAGACACGCAAGACCAAGUUUGGCGUUAAACACCCCGGUACGCUAGCGAGUAUGGGUAACUUAGCUACAACCUACCGGAAACAGGGCAGAUGGGAUGAGGCCGAACGACUUGAAUUGCAAAUUCUAGAGACGAGAAUAACCAAGCUCGGCGACGACCACCUUACGACGCUAGCAAGCAUGGGAAGCCUAGCAACGACCUAUCGGAAGCAGGGCCGAUGGGAGGAGGCUGAGCAGCUUCUUAAGCAGGUAGUGGAGAUGCGCAAGACAAAGCUCGGGGACGACCAUCCGGACACUCUGAGGAGUAUGGCUAACCUGGCUGCUACCUACAUGGAACAGGGCCGGUGGGAAGAGGCCGAGAGGCUUCAGGUGCAGGUGAUCGAAACGCUCAAAACCAAGCUAGGCAACGAACAUCCGGAUACGCUGACGAGUGAAGUUGGCCUAGCGGCCAACUAUAGAGAGCAGGGCAAGUGGGAGGAAGCCGAGCAGCUUCUCGAGCAGGUGGUGGUGACAAGCAAGACUAAGCUCGGCAACGACCAUCCAGAUACGCUGACGAGUAUGGCUAACCUGGCUACUACCUACAUGGAACAGGGCCGGUGGGAAGAGGCUGAGCGGCUUGAGGUGCAGGUGAUGAAAAUGCGCAAAACCAAGCUAGGGAACGAACAUCCGGAUACGCUGACGAGCAUGGCCAGCCUUGCUCUUAUCCGGAAAUCUUCCGGCAAAACGGCAGAUGCCAUUGAUUUGCUGAGAGAUUGCCUAGCUAAGCAGAAACACAUCAUCGGACCUAAUCAUCCUCAUGCAGUGUCAAAUUUUGAAACCUUGCUUGGAUGGGAAACUGAGCAGCUGAACAUUGAUGCAUAA